Liolophura sinensis is the source of this 2795-nucleotide messenger RNA. RefSeq names its product protein JTB-like. Gene Ontology annotation, biological process: mitotic cytokinesis. The record is from RefSeq and is a predicted model, not a curated record. Gene Ontology annotation, cellular component: centrosome; cytoplasm; membrane. The transcript is spliced from 5 exons. Bases 135 to 590 code for a protein of 151 amino acids. NCBI's taxonomy places the organism in Eukaryota, Metazoa, Mollusca, Polyplacophora, Chitonida, Chitonidae.
GAGAGAGCGAGAAGGAAGUACACAAUACCACCACAACGCCAUGAAGAUGUCGUCAUUUUAAACGUCAACACUGUGUACACCGAUCUUUGAGCAUCUUAAACUUGUUGAAAUGAAGAGGGUUUGAUUAAUGCACAAUGAUUGAGUUUUGUUCCAAGAAGCGGAUGCUGGCGGUUGUCUUCACUUUAGUUACAAUAUCAGUAGUAAGUGUGGUGCUAGAGACAAGGUGGUCAGCUCAGCAUAAAGUUAAGGAAAUUUCAAGAAAGGGUAAAGGAGAUUCAAAUGAAACAUGUAAACUUGGAAAAGAAAAGGUUGUGGAAAGUUGUAGGGAGUGUCUAGCUGAUGAACUGUUCAGUGAGAAGAAGUACUGUCAAGAAACGGGGUUCAGAACUGUCGUAGCUUGUGAAGAUGGCACCAAAAUUAUGCGCAUGUGCUCAGGGACGCAAUGGUUAGAGGAAAGGAACUUCUGGAUAUUUGAAGGAGUGACAUUUGCCAUUGGCAUCCUGUCCUACGGGCUGGUGGUCAUUAGACAACACAGGCUAGACAGAAUGCUGCGAGAGAAGAUUGACAGGCAGAUAGCUGCUGAUAUAUGAUCUCAAAUGAGGAUAGCCAAUGGAAUGUGGACUGAGAUACUGAUGGAUGAUAUAUGAAGUGACAUAAAGAUAGCUCAUGGAAUGUGGACCAAAAUACUGAUAGGUGAUAUAUCAUGUGAGAUAAAGAUAUCUGAUGGAGUGUGGACUAAGGAACUGGUGGAUGAUAUAUCAUGUGACAUAGAUAGCUGAUGGAGUGUGGACUGAGAUACUGAUGGAUGACAUACUUGUAUGACAUGAGAUGAAGAUAGCGAAUGAAAUGUGGACUGAGAUACUGAUGGAUGACAUACGUGUAUGAUGUGAGAUGAGUGUAGCUGAUGGGUAUAGCCCAUGAAAUGUGGACUGAGAUAUUGAUGGAUGAUAUACUUGUAUGAUGAGAGAUAAGUAUAGCUGAUGAAAUAUGACUGAGGAACUCAUGGAUGAUAUAUCAUGUGAGAUAAAGAUAUGUGAUAAAAUGUGGACUGAGAUACUGAUGGGUGAUAGACGAGGUGGAAUAUAUCGUCACUGAUGCAUGGUAUGAGACAAACCUAAAGAAAGAAUCUCUGACCAAAGGAAGAGUGUUACAAAGCAUGGUGAAGGACAGAAAUAGGAACCAGAAACGAACGUACAUCCUGAUACCAGACAGUGUUGUGCGCAUAACCAGUGACACAUGGUCAAAUACUGAUGUGUCACAUUGACAUGUUUAAAUUGAGAUGAACAUGUUCCUGAUACACAAAUGCACAGCUAUUGGCAAUAGGAUGUCGCAAGACAUGGAUUGCUGAAAUGUUAAUAACCAAUACUAAUGGUAAUAACUGGGAAUGAGGCCAGGUUAAAGUGUCUAUUGGAAUUAGUGCAUUGUGAAAAAAACAGUGCUACACUGUAGGUUUAGCAUGAUGUGUGAUACACAUGUAGAUAACUGAUCCAGCCAGGUGUGGACAGGUAUUGUCAGUCUUCAGGAAAGCUCUGAUUUCAUGCGAUAUUGUUACAUUCAUGCUGAAAUACACACGAUAUGUCAAUAAUGAGAUAAUGAUGAGUGUUACAACUAUCAACCUGAUGUAAGAUACUGAGGGAUUUAUCUGGGUUGUAACAUAUCUGUCUCAUCAUUGCUAAAUGAUGGGAGAUAUUAUUUAUUUUUGAUUGUUCCAAAUAUUUAAAAUACUCAAUAUUUGUUUGCUAACUAAAAAUAAACAGCAAUACUAUUUUCUGUAAAUUGAAUAUUGUCACAGUGUUGGGCUUGAUAAGCAUACCGGCUAAGACUUUACGUCUGUGGGAGAUGUGGUGACUGUAUACGAUAAUCUUACUCAUGUCACAUCUAGUUACUGCACCCUAUAACAUGUAUACUGAUUUGUCAAUUAUUAGAUAGGAAGUAACACCUGUCUUCAACCUCAGAGGUGAAACAGUCAUUUCAUGACAAUCGUCUGAAGUGAAAUUAAGUAACUGGUCAUUUCACUUGCCCAAACAGAGAAGCCUUAGUUCGACUGGAGGCACUGUGGACAGUUUGAGAAAACAUUUUAUUUCAAACCUUCAAAGCGACAGGCCAAUGUGCUUAGUCACGGUGUGGGGAAUGGUAACUGCUUGUGAUUUGGGUCAAGUUUAUCGUAUAUCAUGCUUUCCCUGAAGCUGUCUAGAUCCAGUGCAAUACUGUCCCAGUACAGGUGUCUGUACUUAAUUUAUUUGAACACGUUCAAAGAUCUUCAGCAUGCAAAAACAUGGAGUUGAAAUGCCCAAACUAUGUGCUGACCAAGUCUCUUCUUCUUUGUUUUUCGUGUACAAAGUUAAGACAGUCGGUGACAUAGUUUGGGCGUCAUGCGACAGCAGUUCAAACAUGUCAGCAUUGGGCCAACAGCCACAAGGAGACAUUGUCUUGAUAUGACGGACAUAUUGUUAAAGGCUACCCUUUCAAAGCAAACCAACGAAUCUGUUUUGAUCCACGAUCGGUCCACUUUCAGAAAACUUCCUGAUUCAGUGGUGGCUUUUCUCAUAAAUCAGUGAUAUGGACUCACUAGUCGCGCAGAAUGCCAAAAUAUAAUAUUUGAUAUACAUGUAUGUAGAGAUAGUGUUCUGUAGUGGUAUGCCGGAUAUCUAUAUGACAAUUGUUUUUAUUAUGACUACUACAGUUCUGACUGUCCAACACGGGGAACACUUUGUCGACUUGAUUUGCGCCAUUGGACUAUGUUCUGAACUGCUUUUGUGAAGCAUUCUGAAAAUAAAUCUACGUAUUAUAUUUGA